Molecule: messenger RNA, 801 nt
Organism: Aspergillus clavatus NRRL 1
Lineage: Eukaryota; Fungi; Ascomycota; Eurotiomycetes; Eurotiales; Aspergillaceae
Exons: 1
Coding region: 1-801 (266 amino acids)
Source: RefSeq, a predicted model, not a curated record
AUGCCCGAUCAACCGCGGCGCAUUACCCUGGAAAAAUCCCGGACAGUGCGCCGCCGGUAUCAACGCAGCAACAAGCGAUUCCAAUUUACAGCCUCGCAGAUCGAGCGCAUCGAACGCGAAGAAGAACGCGAGAGUCGAGCCAAGAAACUCCGAGAGAAGGAAAAGAAACGCCUAGCUAACAAGAAAAAGAGGGCAGAGAAGGAAGCGAAAGAACGCGAAGAACGAAGACGACACGGUCUACCUGAUCCCCAUGUCCUCGCUAUUCCGGCUAGCCAGCCGUUACUAUCUAGGUUCCUCAAAAAGCCCGAGUCGGUCGCGGACAAGCCGGAGACAGGAAGUGAGGAUUGCGAGGAUACAGAGUCGGCGAGUGAGGGGAGCAUCGCGACCGAGAUCGACGAGGAUCUGCUAUCAUGUUUAGACGAAGCUACGUUUGACAACCAGAUGAUCUCUGCGGCGUCUGAGAUGGGGGCUGGAAAAGGCCCGACGGAAAUCAGCGAUCCUCAAGAUGUUGUAGGUCAAGCACCCAAAAGAGACGACGAUGAGUUCUCGGAAUGCUCGAUUUUUUACGACGAAGAGAUCAUGAAAGAAACGGAAACGAUUGCACGCAUCCUCGAAACACCUAGAAAUCAGGAGGAUACUGAUCGACUGAUGAAACCACCGUGCAAACCUGUAUUGCCAAUGGGAGAAUCAUUCCAAGACGAUACUGCAGUACUCCUCGAAGAAUUUGGUCAUGAACUUGAUACGGAUGAGGAGUUUGAACAGGAAUUAAUUCGCUUGGAUUCCGUGGGAGCAAUUGCUUGA